CAGAUUCCAUUUAAAGUUGGAAAGUUGUCGCUAGAACAAGCCGAAGAAGCAAACGCAGGAAUUGAGCAUAGCAUAGCAGAGCAGAACAGAGGAAGAGUGCGAAGAAAAGGAUCAUCAUUGUGGAUGGCAGAGGGGAACGGUGACAGAACUCUGCCGAGAAUCGCAGAGGCAUUCAAGGACCUCGCAAGCGUCGUCACCGAUUCGCAGAACGCGGAGGUGAAGGUUGCUCCCUUCUCCCAUGCCUGUUCUCUCGUUUCCCCUCUUUUUGGUUGCUUGGGUGUCGCCUUCAAGUUCGCCGAGAUGGAUUACGUUGCCAAGGUUCAUGAUCUUGCAGAGGCGUCGAAGUCUAUUCAGAGCUUACAGUCUCUGAUCGAUCUGGAUGUCCGAGGUGGCACCGUCAGGAAGGGAGGUAGCCACACGCGGAAUCUGCUGAGAGUGAAGCGCGGACUUGACAUGGUCAGAGUACUCUUUGAGCAGAUUCUGGUUACUGAGGGUAAUUCCCUUAAGGAUCCAGCUUCCAAAGCUUAUGAUCAGGUGUUUGCACCCCACCAUGGUUGGGCAAUCAGGAAGGCUGUUGCUGCUGGAAUGUAUGUCCUUCCUACAAAGGAACAACUUUUGAAGAAACUCAAUGAAGAUGAGCUUGAGCAGGGGAGGCAGGCAGUGUGAGAUAUCAUUUUUGUGAAAUCUAUGCAUGACGAAUCAGGAAUGGUUAAUCAUUUUACCCUGCCUAUCGUAAGUUAGCGGUUGCAUCUCUUGUUUAACCUUGAAGUUUGUGAUAGUGAUCUCAGUCUUACCACCCACUUUUAGAUGAUAUAGCUUUCCCUCAUCCAAUGUUGCUUUGUAGCCACACGUCUAUGAAUGAGUUUGGAUUUCAGUUGUGGAGCAUUCAGACCAACUUUCAGUUUUUAUUGAAUAUUGUGCAAACAUGUUUGGUAUUUUUUAGAUCUAGUUAGAGAGAGGAAAAGUUUCACCACAAACUCAUGUUGAUCUAAAAACUGCAAUGAAUUGUUUCUUUUCAACUCAAAUUAAUUUCCUAACUGAAAUACAAACGUAUACUAUGUACUUAACAGCUUGUAGAAGCAUAAAGAUUAAAACGAACAUGAUAUCGUUUCUAUUCGUUUCAUCAUAUUGUUUCUUGUGGUUGUUCUUUUUACCCUUCUUUCUCAAAGGUAAAUCAAGUCAGUGUACAAGAAUAGGGAAAGGGCAAGUCAUGUCAGAUAUUACAUUAUUCAAACUUGUCUAGUAAAUUGAAGUUGACGUAAUUAUGAUGUUCACUUUUCUGUUGUAUUUUUUAUUGGAAUCU
Vigna unguiculata (cowpea) is the source of this 1303-nucleotide messenger RNA. RefSeq names its product Glycolipid transfer protein (GLTP) family protein (gene ACD11). Lineage: Eukaryota; Viridiplantae; Streptophyta; Magnoliopsida; Fabales; Fabaceae. Gene Ontology annotation, cellular component: cytosol; membrane; cytoplasm. The record is from RefSeq and is a predicted model, not a curated record. Gene Ontology annotation, biological process: ceramide transport; intermembrane lipid transfer. Gene Ontology annotation, molecular function: ceramide 1-phosphate transfer activity; ceramide 1-phosphate binding.